CCUGCAAACACAUGAAUUCAACGCGGCCCUUGUGGCGAAUAGAAGAGAGGCUGCUGCUCAUUGUAGCCGCCACACAACACGGCGGAUUCCAGCAAACUUCUUGUAUGCCUCUUUAGAGUGAAAGCCUCUCUUUUCAUUUGUCCUUGUAUACCUCUGACCAAGCUAAGUCUUUUCUCUUUUUCUCUCUCCCUCUUUAAUCCGUCCCUCUAUUUCAGGAAGAGAAAAAAAAACACAAAACCAGGUUCACGCAGUGCUUUAGUGGCUAAAAGUGAAAGAGCUUGUGUUUUUUCUUUCCUCCUUCCCUCCCUGCGCUGAGUUGAGCCUUGAAUCGCUUUGGAAAAUUGCUUCUUUUGAAUAGAGGGAAGGAGGAACAACGUUUAAUAGGAUCCAAAGGGAGUCUCUGCUCUUAAACAGGUGGAAAUUGGACGUCCUCGAAUUUAUACCAACAGUAAGUAAGUAUAUAAGCCGGCGUGGAGAAGGAGAGCUCCAAUCUCCGAGGAUUAGUGGCUUUCUCCUGAAAAAAAAAAAAAAAAAAAAAUCCCCAAAGUGAAAAAGAAAAUAGAGUGAAAGCAGCAGCAGCAGACUCUCAGAGCCACAGGUCCUCAAACGCGCCUUUAAUGAUGAAAACAUAAUUAUGAGCGUAAUAUUUUCAGCCAUGUUUCGGAUGACACAUGUAGCCUCUGUCAGUCGUGCCACCCCCUCUGUCUUAUGGCGCGCAGGUUGAUGAGGGCGUCUCCCUGUCACUCACUGGAGAGUUCGGGUGCCCGCUGAUGUCAGGAGACAGUGAUCCGCGCUGAGGAGGGGUGGCCGCUGCCAGCAUGUGACAGAGAGCAGUCGGCUGGUUUCUCCACACCCAUCUGACCAUUAAAGAGGAGAGUGAAAAGACGCGGGGCAGCUGGAGGAGAGGGUCGGACUACACCGGGUGUUGCUCACACCAAGUUCUGCUCUGUCGCAAACUAAACACAAACACCAACAACAGAAUGGCAAGUUCUGCCUCGCUGGAGACGGUGAUGUCCUGCGGGAGGACCGGGCCGUCCGCGGCUCCGAAGACCCUGGCCUUCUCCAUAGACCGGAUCAUGUCCAAGAGCUCGGAGCCGAAGGGGAGCACGGACGAGCGGUCGGAGGGGAAGAAGCUGCUGGGACUGUGCUCCCCGAUCCCCUGCAUGAUCCCGCUGCAGCCCUUCAGCUACGACCUCCAAGCCAAGGCGCUGAUGAACUACUCCGAGCUGUGGAGGGCCAGUUUGAGAGGGACUUUUUGCGGUUCCGCAGCCGCUCCGUGCAAAGGGAACUGCGGCUUGUGCGGCAAAGCUGAGCCGAGUUUGAAGCAGCCGCUGCUGACGCCGGGGAGCAGGGUGGUGAAGCCGCAGGUCAUCCACCAGGCCGUGGCCGUGCCCAGCGGCGGCUCGCUCUACUAUCUCAACUACCUGGACUCUGCGUACCAGCAGUCGGAGCUGCUGGCCGGACACUGGGUCUCCAGUCCGCAGGCCCAGGCGUCUCUGUCGGCGCACCACAGACUCUUGCUGCUGGAGAACGCCAAGCUGUCAGGGGUCGGGACCGACAAGCUGCCAACACCUCAGUACCCGCACAAGGAACAUCUGCCGGGGCAGCUGGACCAGAUAGUGAAGGAGAACCACGGCCUGAGCGCCGAGAAGAACGGCGUCAAGACUCACAGCAAGCUGAGCGGCAGCGGCGCCGCGGACGGGAAGCCCAAGAACUUCACGUGUGAAGUGUGUGGAAAGGUUUUUAACGCGCAUUACAAUCUGACCAGACACAUGCCGGUGCACACCGGGGCCCGGCCCUUUGUGUGUAAAGUGUGCGGCAAAGGCUUCCGACAGGCCAGCACUCUGUGCAGACACAAGAUCAUCCACACACAGGAAAAGCCUCAUAAAUGCAACCAGUGUGGAAAAGCGUUCAACAGAAGCUCGACGCUCAACACGCACGUCCGGAUCCACGCCGGGUACAAACCGUUCGUGUGUGAGUUCUGCGGGAAAGGUUUCCACCAGAAAGGAAACUACAAGAAUCACAAGCUGACGCACAGCGGAGAGAAGCAGUACAAGUGCUCCAUCUGCAACAAGGCCUUCCACCAGAUCUACAACCUGACCUUCCACAUGCACACGCACAACGACAAGAAGCCCUUCACCUGCACCACCUGCGGCAAGGGCUUCUGCCGCAACUUUGACCUGAAGAAACACAUCAGGAAGCUGCACGACAACGGCUUCUCUGCGGCCACAGAGGCCUCCAGACAGCUGCAGAGCUGAGCCACACACUGCUGGCUUGGGUUUUUGGACUGUGAGGCCUCAGAGAGAGCGGCUGAGGUCCUGCACUUGUGGCCGUGUUGAACAGUUUUUCAAGGUCCAGAGAAAAAGGUGGGAAGGUCCAAUAAAAUUGGACGCAAGCCCUUAACGAGAACUGUGGUAAUCUGAUGAGUUUUUAGGAUCCUGCCGAAGUGCACCAACAGUGACACUGUAAAGACCAGAGAAGAAGAGACAACACCACACACUUAACACUGGUCCCGUUCUGUAGGAACUUCAUUGUUUUUUUUUCUGUCCAGGUAGAAUUUCUUCCUGCUUCGUUUCAAGCAUCAGACAGGGAUGAAUCAUGUGUCUCCCUGCUGGGACUGUAAAUAAUAGGCUAUGGAAAUAAAAAUUGUUAUUUAAAAUGUGAACCGUCCGGGGACCGCGUUGCCAUUGUGUAUUUCACAGAAAAAAAAUGUUAUUGUGAAUGAGUUAAGUUAUAACUUAUAAUGAAACCUGAAUGUUUGAGCCAUGUUGUUUCCAUUUUUAGAAGCAUUUGAAAAUAAAACUGAAUAAUGUGAUGAAAGUUGUACUGAGUAAAGUUUAGUUUUAGCCAACGGCUGCAAAACAGUUUAUAAAACACAUGAAAAUUAAAAUAAUAAUAAGAGCAUGAAGACACCAGGAACAACAGAGCAUUAAAUACAGCCACAUGUUGAGAUUUGUUGUUUUCUUCUUUGUUUUGUUUGUUGUGCUUCGUCUUAAUUCAUUCAUUGAUUUGAUUUAUUUAAAGAUCAGAUUUAAGCCUCAGGAUGUUUUAUUUCUAAGGUGUAAGUUGAUUAGAUGAAUGAAUGCGACAACAGCUAAACUUUGCAGUUGUUUUAUUGUGAAGUUUCAUCAGAAACACACAUAUAGACACAGUCUGGCUCUAGUGUAUGCUCUGCAGCCACUUUGCUUCACCAUUUAUUGACAGACACGAUCUUAAUACUGCAGCAUUUACACUUGACUCCGGCGUAAUGAUCAGAGAUAACAUGAGCCCUUGAAAGCGAAUUACAUUAACCAGCUAAACGGCCUCGGGAGGCUUGAUUGUGGAGUGGCGGCGGGGCUGACGCAUCCGGAGCCGCUCAUCAGAACAGAAGAUAAUGGAGCACUCAGGCCGCAGCUCCUCAUCUGGGCCUCUGCGUUAAUAGAGCACAAGUUAUUCUCCGCACGGCUCCUGGAACAAUAUUAUCCCUGCACACAUUCUGUCGAGAGGCAGAUCCGUGCAUCCAAAUGGCGCUCUUUCUAUUAACAGCCAAUUAGCGCUCAGCCGGGCUGGCCGGGCCUAUAGAAGCCUGGCAGGGCUAAUAUUGCCAGAUGAAUGCCUUGCUCACCUAUUUCAUCAGGCUGCAUCAGAGACACAGGGGCAGACAAUUUGCAGGAAAAAAAAAAAAACCCCAAACUGUCAACUUUAAUAAAACUGACUGAAAGGGCUCGUGGACAUUCGGUUUGCAUAAAGAAAAUAUGUUGGUGCUGUGGCGUUUCCCGGUGAUAUCAGUAUGUGAGUGCAGCUCCAGCAACAUCCAGAUUCAACUCAAAUGUUUAAAGCUGCACCAAGGCUGCUACAUUCAACAAUAGAUAGAUGAUAAUGAACAAGGACAUCUGAAUGGAUGAUGACGUGAGAUGCGUUGG
Seriola aureovittata is the source of this 3902-nucleotide messenger RNA. RefSeq names its product FEZ family zinc finger 2 (gene fezf2). Gene Ontology annotation, cellular component: nucleus. NCBI's taxonomy places the organism in Eukaryota, Metazoa, Chordata, Actinopteri, Carangiformes, Carangidae. The record is from RefSeq and is a predicted model, not a curated record. Bases 981 to 2258 code for a protein of 425 amino acids. The transcript is spliced from 5 exons.